Molecule: messenger RNA, 2872 nt
Organism: Folsomia candida
Lineage: Eukaryota; Metazoa; Arthropoda; Collembola; Entomobryomorpha; Isotomidae
Product: solute carrier family 41 member 1
Exons: 12
Coding region: 748-2580 (610 amino acids)
Biological process (GO): monoatomic cation transport
Cellular component (GO): plasma membrane
Molecular function (GO): monoatomic cation transmembrane transporter activity
Source: RefSeq, a predicted model, not a curated record
AUGUGAAUACUGCACAUCAGGACCCGACCCAAUCACCAAAAAGCUUAGGACAUGCGAUAUAAAUACAAAAAGCCUCGGCUCACCAUAUUUAACUGUCUCCUGCCUCAAAGUUUCAAUUCAUUAGACGUUGAGACCUCUAUCCGGCCAGUUGCACCCACAAGAAUCCUCCUUAAACCUAAUAAUUACUAUCCACGUCCAGCAAUUUAAGUCGUGGGGAAAGUGAGACACGCGUUUACAUACGUAUUGAGAAAAUUGAGAUUCACAAACUCACUUUGUCCCAAGUUUAUCAACACUAUCGUGAUUGUGUUAUCUACAUACUUCGAGUGAAAAUAUUAAUCCAUACCAAGUAUUCACAUACAUAAGUUUAUUGUCGAGGCCAAUUUUCUAAAUUGGUCUACGUAGCUUUCACUUUUGUCGACUUGUUUUAAAAAAGAAAACAAAAUUCCGUUCACCGUGGCCAAACCUUGUGCAGAUUGUGGGGACACGGUUGUUUUUUGACGACUAAUUACACCUCAUUCAUCUUCUUAUCCUUCUUCCAAAGGACCUUUAAUGGUACAAAAGACGUUUCCGAGAAUAUCGGUGUCACUCGGCUGUAACGCCGUUUGCUCUGCAAUCUUCGUCAAAUCAGUUCCAGGUCAACUUCUCGGCUUCCUCCUCCUCGAAGGUGUAAACUGCUCUUUCGAACCGGGUUAGCGUCCUUCUGCAUUGUCGUCACUAUACCCUUACACACAAUACAACAACUUAAGGAUGGUACAAGCACUUCAACUCAGUCUUCAAAGGCGUGAUUCAGUAGACUCUGCAAUUUGGACUGCCAAAAACGACACAAUGAUGACGACGACCCCACCACAGAAUGAACAAGUAUGCUUGGACGUGUCCGCCCUGCCCGGCUACGUUACCCAACCCCACCAACGACGCACUUCUGUGGGGAUCGUCGUUGUCGAUGUUUGCAACGAACCAUUCGUCGUCGAAAGCGAUGACACUGAAAUUGUCCAGGAUUCGCCCACCCCUUCUUGCGAUGAUGGCAUUUCUAUGAACUUCUCCAUCAGCUCGAUGGGCGAUGAAGGGCGUGGGACGCACGGGGGAGUCUUUGUGACGGAGUCAUCUGCAUCACUCCCGAUUUACGAGUGUAAUAAUUCUUCCCCGGAUCCUAGAUCAGUGUCCCGGUCAAGUGUAUCACUUGCGACGAGCAGCAUUUGUGCAGGCGGAGGAGGCGAUGAGAAAGACCCUUCACGGUUUGGAACACCCAUCCAUCCCAGUUUGGGAGCAGGCGACUCGAGAGCUUCCCUCAUUUCGCUGGGCAAACGUCCAGUUCGAAAAGAUGAAACGUGGAUAUCUAUUCUGUCCCAAAUUGGUCUUCCCUUUCUAAUUGCUGGUCUUGGGAUGGUUGGCGCAGGAUUACUACUAGAUUACGUCAUGACCUGGCCCGUAUUUAUCGACAUCGGCGAAUUAGUCAUUUUGGUCACACCCCUUUUAGGAUUGAAAGGAAAUCUGGAAAUGACUCUGGCAGCGAGAUUGUCAACGCAUUCCAACAUUGGGAAUUUGGAUAAAGCUACUGGUAAAAAGUGGACAAUUUGUAGUGGGAACUUGAUUCUAGAUCAGUUGCAAGCGAUUGUAUGUGGUUUCUCCGCAUCUUUAAUUGCUGUGACCAUUGGGUACACCUUCACAGGAAAAUUUGACCCUGACCAUAUGAGCUUGGUUGUGGUAUCGAGCGUACUAACUGCCAGCAUGGUCUCCUUGAUUCUGGGUUCAACCAUGAUCUCUGUCAUACUGAUUUCAAAAAAAUUCAAAAUUAACCCAGACAAUGUCGCGACCCCAGUUGCUGGUUCACUGGGAGACGUUGUCACUUUGGGGAUGCUAUCAUGUUUUGCCAGCCAACUGUACAGGUGGCAUCAGGAUGGUUUUGCUUGGAUCCCUUAUGUUAUAAUUGCCUUCUACCUCGCUUGCCUACCCGUUUGUUUCUGGUUGGCAUUCCGCAAUGAGUACACCAGGCCUGUGACCAUAUCCGGAUGGGUUCCCUUACUCGUUUCAGUUUUAAUCAGCACGGGUGGGGGAAUUCUGUUGGAUUUGGCCUCAGCUAGAUUCCCUGGAGUGGCGCUUUAUCAGCCAGUGAUUAAUGGAAUAGGCGGAAACUUGGUCAGUGUUCAAGCCUCGAGGAUCUCUUCGUAUUUGCAUGGACAUUGUGAAAAACGACUGUUGCCGGACAAUAGCAGAGUCUGCGAGACUCCGUUCUCAGUCUUUAUGGGAAAAGGAAUAAAUUCAAUGUCGGCAAGACUUUUGCUGUUGCUUGCAAUCCCUGGUCAUUUGUUGUUUUCUACCGUGGCCCAUUUCGUUGCCAGCAAUGAUGAUACAAAUUACGGUCCUGUGUUUUUAGUGAUUUACGUAGCAGCGGCAGUGACGCAAGUAACAAUGCUUCUCUACAUUGCCAAGGUUCUAACAAACCUGUGCUGGGUUCGAGGAAUUGACCCCGACACUGCGACAAUCCCUUAUUUGACGGCAUUAGGGGACCUCUUUGGAAGCUCGCUCUUAUUUGUUGCGUUUGAAGUACUAUUGUUAUGCGGACAAGUUGCAACAACACAGUAAUGAAAUAUUGUUUUAGUUCCUGAUUAUACGUUUAUCACAGUUAUGCAUGUUGAAUGAUGAGAGAAUAUAAUAAUUAUUGUUAUGCAGUACGUGUAUACCUAUACCUACAUAUUUACAUACAUAAUAUGCAUAUAUAUAGGUAAAUAACUGAUAUGUUAUCCAACUACAAGAUUUUUCCUUUAUUGGAAAUUUUAUUAAAAAAAAUACUUUUUGUAUUUGCAAAAUUAUUCUUAUUGUGAUAUGAAUUCAUGCUAAUUGUAAACAUAAAAAUAAAACAUUUUAAAAACAAAAA